This is a messenger RNA of Colletotrichum scovillei, 1901 nucleotides long. RefSeq lists its product as uncharacterized. The coding region runs from base 236 to 1615 and encodes 459 amino acids. The transcript has 2 exons. Lineage: Eukaryota; Fungi; Ascomycota; Sordariomycetes; Glomerellales; Glomerellaceae. The record is from RefSeq and is a predicted model, not a curated record.
AUGGCAUCUUGAGGUACGACUCACAUUCGAAAGUAAUAUUGGUAUAAAUAACAUUGGAUAGGACAUUGUUAAAAAGUCAAUUGAUUCAGAACAUCUUCAUCUUUGUUCAAUUCGUUCUCAUUCAGUGAGAGCCUUAUCAUUGGAGAGGUUUCGGCAUCACGUUACCGAUAUAUCAUCACCGAUAUAUCAUCACCGACAAUACCAUCUCCUCUCAUCAUCUAGAACCUCAUUCAUCAUGGGUGAGCUCGCGGAAGAAACAAGCAAGCUCCAACUCGGCUCCACGCCGUUUGGCAAGCCAAUGUUGAAAGAAUUCCUCCACGACCCAGCUUAUCACAACAUGAACAAUGGCUCAUUCGGCACCAUUCCACGCCACAUUCAAAAAGUCCUCCGUUCCUACCAAGACGAAACCGAGGCCCGCCCAGAUCCCUUCAUCCGCUGGACCUACCACGACCACCUCCGCGAGUCCCGCAAAGCGGUAGCAGAAAUCAUAAAGACCCCUCUCGACAGCACCGUCUUCGUCCCCAACGCCACGACGGGCGUCAACACGGUCCUCCGCAACCUGUCCUGGGAGGCCGACGGCCUCGACGAGAUCCUCUACUUCUCCACAAUCUACGGCGGCUGCGCAAAGACGAUCGACUACAUCGUCGACACCCGCUACGGCCGCGUCUCGGAGCGCGGCAUCCCGUUGACGUACCCGAUGGAAGACGCCGACGUCGUAGCCCUCUUCCGCUCCGCCGUCGCGCAAUCCCGCGCCGAGGGAAAACGCCCCAAGAUCUGCCUGUUCGACGUCGUCACCAGCUUGCCGGGCAUCUGCUUCCCCUGGGUCGCCAUGACGGCCGCCUGCCGCGAGUUGGGGGUGAUGAGCCUCGUCGACGGCGCGCAGGGGAUCGGGAUGGUGCACCUCGACGUCGCGGCCGCCGAUCCGGACUUCUUCGUGUCCAACUGCCACAAGUGGCUGCACGUCCCGCGCGGGUGCGCCGUCUUCUACGUGCCGGAGCGGAAUCAGCACCUCGUGGCGUCGACGGUGCCGACGUCGCACGGGUACGUGCCGCGGUCCGGACAGGUUCGGUUUAAUCCGCUGCCGAAGAGCAAGGACUCGCAGUUUGUGACGAAUUUCGGGUUCAACGGGACGUUUGAUAAUAGCCCGAACAUGUGUGUCAAACACUCGAUCGAGUGGCGUAAGAGCCUUGGUGGAGAGGACAAGAUUCUGGAUUACCUCCAGACACUGGCCAAAAAUGGCGGCAAGAAGAUUGCUGCGAUCCUCGGGACGUUUAUCCUGGACAACAAGACGGAGACGUUGACAAAGUGCGCCAUGAUCAACGUUGCGUUGCCGAUGGUGAGCGGUCCUGAUGCAGAGUCUGUCUCGGUGGGUUCUGAUGGCACGGUCACCGUUCCCGAGGCUGAGUCCGGAGCUGUGGGCGCCUGGCUUGUAUCCAAGUUGAUGGGUGAGUACCAGACUUUCCUGCCUAUCUACAGGCACGAUGGUCGUUGGUGGGUCAGGGUGAGUGCGCAGAUUUUCCUCGACGAGUCCGACUUUGAGUGGACCGGCAAUAUGUUGAAGAGUCUGUGUGAGCGCGUGGGCAAACAAGAGUACAAUACGGAGGAAAGCAAAUAGAGUGUGAAGAGGCGCGGAGACGUUGAAGGAAAAAAACAAUGUUUUUAUAUCACAAUGCCAUUCAUUUACUAUGCCGGCUAGAGAGCUCAGAGGAUAUCUAAGCUAGAAUGAGGUUCACCAUGUAGUCCCGCAAAACAUCCCUUAGGUAGGGGAAUAUAAGACAAAAAAAGAUUUCUCUGUAGUCGAUCGUCUCAGAAGACGCCCAUGACCAUGGCGAUUAACACGGCUUGGAGGACGACCAUUAACCCUCCCUUGGCAGCCGUCAACCUCUGACUGCCGGACGUCG